Messenger RNA from Triticum dicoccoides, 1837 nucleotides. RefSeq lists its product as uncharacterized. The coding region runs from base 92 to 1663 and encodes 523 amino acids. NCBI's taxonomy places the organism in Eukaryota, Viridiplantae, Streptophyta, Magnoliopsida, Poales, Poaceae. The record is from RefSeq and is a predicted model, not a curated record. The transcript has 2 exons.
CGGAGAAAGCUUAACCUUAGCCCCUCAAUUUUGCCACCGUCUCUCUCGAUUCCUUCCAUCCAGUUCCGAACCCUUCUUCCCCUUCUCCCCCAUGGCCGCCGCCAAUUGGAAUCCGCCUACCCUUCCCGAGUGCGACGGUUACGACGCCGCCGUCCUCCUCGACACGCGGUGCUACAUAGCCGAUCUUCACAACUGCACCACCGCCUGGGGCACCACGAGCAGAGGCUCCCCGAUCCAGGUGACCUUCUGCGCCGCCCGCCCGCCUCUCCUCUCCCACUUUUGCCUCCGCUGCCCCGACCUGGACUUCCUCCGCUCAAAGCCUAUAGUCGUCGCCACCGACGCCGACCUCGUGCUCCUCCGCGUCCCCAUCGACCUCAAGGCGCCCCUUGAUGCACGGUCCUGGGACUACUUCGUAUACAAGCCGCAAGCCCAUCAGCUGGACCUGCUCCCGAACCCGCACCCCAUGAGCUUCCACGACUCUGCGACCGCCCUCCUCAGCCGCGAAGACGACGCCUGGUACGCCGUCGCCGCCAUCAGCAGUUGGUGCCCAGUGUACGAGAGCAAUGGUGACUCGAUCAUUAGGUGGGAUUUCCGCCUCCACCUGUACCGCUCCUCCGAUUCCAAGGGUUGGAUCACCACACCUGUGUCAGUGGAGGAGCUUGUGAGGGACAAGCUUGUCCCGUUGCCUUGCGAUGUGGAGGCUGAGAUGAUGUAUCACAAGACGGCCAAGACUCUCCCAAUUGGUGGUGAGCGUGGUACUGUAGCCUGGGUGGACCUCUGGCGUGGCAUCCUCCUCUGUGAUGUACUCGGGGAGCGACCAGCGUUCCAAGACAUCCCACUACCUGUACCUGCAAGGGGAAACUGGGGUCGUCUCCUCGAGCAAUGUGAGCCCAACUAUGUCCGUGAUGUUGCCAUCACUCGGCACAAAGACACUAUCAAGUACAUUGAGAUGGAAACCUGGCCACCAAGAAAGUUGAUGAAGACCCCUGAUUCCUAUUCGGAAUGGGUGCGCUCUAAGUCAAGCAUCACUCAGGUGAUCCCUGGUGGAUGGAAGGCCACAACAUGGAGCAUGCCAAUACCAGUUGGGUCAUUCACUGAUUGGCAGCUUGACUGUCGAGUUGAAGCCAAUGAUGUUAGCAUGGAUACCAGCAACCCGCAUCAGUGCAACCUGCUGUCUAGGCUGAGCGGCAGCAACACCGUGCCAAUAUUGCCGAAACUUCUGAUGGCAUACCCUACUAUCAGCAUAGAUGAUGAUAUUGUCUACUUUAUUUAUACUACCAAACCCAGGCACAUGGGAAAAUUGGAGUUGGUGAUUGCUGUCGAUGUGAGGAACAAAGCCCUCCGAGGAGUAGCCGAGCUUGAUGCCCAGAAGAAGUUCAUUAGCGUGCCUGCCUUUUGCACCUGUAAGAUCUGCAAAUAUCCGAGGAAGAAUACAGGCACAGCAGUAGAGCUUAAACGAACUGAAAAAGAAGCUGUUAAGCGAACUGACAAAGAUCUUGGAACUGGUAAACCAACUAGGGUGCAUGUGAAGGAACCAACCCGCACAAGGCCGCCUGUGAAUAAGAGGGUAUUGAAGACCUUGGAGUUGCUACAAGCGAGAUCCUGGAGCUGCCCAAGGAGACUUGGUGAACAGACGCCCGAUGCUGAAAUUGCUAUCAAGUAGCUUGUUUAACUGAUUUAUGAGGAUUGUGCCAAAAAUAAUUAUCAGACAUGGGUACUUGAUUUAUGUGGAACUUGUAUAGGCUCGUCUCACCAGAGCUUAACUUGUCCGAUUGUUAUACUCUGAAUCCAAGCAACUUUGUUUUAUUUCUUUGAGUGACUAAUGUUUUACUGUCAA